Molecule: messenger RNA, 1299 nt
Organism: Durio zibethinus
Lineage: Eukaryota; Viridiplantae; Streptophyta; Magnoliopsida; Malvales; Malvaceae
Source: RefSeq, a predicted model, not a curated record
UUGCAGCUUGGAGUUGGAUUCCUAUCUUAUGGCCCAAUCAAUUGCCUGCUAAGAGGCUGGUUCAAAUUCAAUGCACCAAAUACUACAUUAUUUGACCAGGUUGUCGUUUCUGACUACAAUUGACAUAGAUUUGUGGCUUUCAAUCCUUUUCGGGCUUUGCAAAAGAUAAGAUUAAACUCCUUGCAAAUCAUAAGAACAUAGUUCAUAUCAAAAGCUCCUGGUCCUUUUAACCAUUUCAGCCUUCAUUAAUGGACCCAUCAAGAAUCUCCCUCCGACGGUUCCAGCUCUCCGACGUCGACGACUUCCUGAAAUGGGCUAGUGAUGAUAAAGUAACCCGUUAUCUCAGAUGGAACACCAUCACUUCCAGGGAAGAGGCCCUGUCAUAUCUUGAGAAGGUUGCCAUACCCCAACCUUAUCGUCGGUCCAUAUGUUUAGAUGACCGUUCGAUCGGAUACUUUUCAAUCAAGCCAGAAGCAGGUGAUGAUAAAUGCAGAGCUCACCUUGGGUAUGCAGUGAGUUCCGAGUACUGGGGACAAGGGAUUGCUACAGCUGCAUUGAAGAUGGCGGUUUCCAGUGUGUUCAAAGAGUUUCCAGGCUUGGUAAGGCUUGAAGCUUUUGUAGAGGUAGAAAAUCAGGGGUCCCAAAAGGUGUUGGAGAAGGUUGGGUUUUUGAAAGAAGGCCUGCUAAGGAAGUAUGGGUUUUGCAAAGGUGAAAUUAGAGACAUGAUUGUCUAUAGCUUCUUAUCAACAGAUAUAAUCAAGUGAUUGUUCCAAGCCCAAAAAAAGGGACCCCAAAAUUUCAAAGUUGAUAUUCUGCUUUGGGCAACAAUGGGAUUGAAAUUUUUAACAAGGUUUUAUGUCCCAUCUCUUCGGCCUAAAAAUCAGGUGAAUGAAAUGGCAUUCUGUUACCUAAAAUUUUAAAUUACGGUCUUUCUAUAUAAAAAAUAACGUAAAUGUAACACAAAAGCAGUGCAGAAAGGCAGUACUACAAUACAUCCGAUAAGAUAUUUACAUGUAUAAUUUUCCCUGGAUGACCAUGAAUUUCCAAGAAUAUUUAUACUUGUUUCCAAAUGAGGAAUGUGCAACGGGGUACUUCAUUUUAUUUCAUUUGUGCUUAUGCUAUGAAGUAGAAGUAUGGAGAAUGGACCAUAUCCCUCCGGUUUUGUCUGCAACAUGUUUUACAUAGAGUUUAAAUUACUCACUGCAUUCGAUAUAACUGAAUAUGUUGAUUAUAAAAUUGUAAAGUACAAAACGAAAGGUUUUUGUCUUAAAAUUAUUUCGUUUAUCAAUGAUACGAUAU